AUGCAAGGGAAAUCUCAAAGAGAACUAGAUAGUUUAUUGGAUCUUAAUUCAUCUUUUAUUAUUAAAUCUACAAAUUAAGUUAUAUUUAAUGGAUUUACUUUUAAAACCUAAUACUACGAUAACAGUUUUUGCUUGAAAGAAGUGAGGAAUGUAUAUAUUAUCUAAAUUAAGUAAUAUAAUGCCGAAAUAUAUAAAUAGAGAUCUGAAUCAUUUCAAUGUUUGUUAUUAUUGUAAUAAUGA
Molecule: messenger RNA, 240 nt
Organism: Paramecium primaurelia
Lineage: Eukaryota; Ciliophora; Oligohymenophorea; Peniculida; Parameciidae
Source: the annotation of a GenBank genome assembly